CGCGGCCAUACCAAGGCUCCCAACUUGAAGUCCUUCAUGAUGGCGGCCUCAACCAGGAGCAUGAUUUGCAUGAGAGCGAUAGCCAACGAAGACUUUUCGCCCUCGCAAGUGCUGCGUUAUCACAGCUUCCGAUAUGGGGUAACAAUACUCUUUAACGCUUCUCUCCAUCUAGAUAGGUAGUUGACAUUGUCAGGUUUCGCUAUGAGCUAUGGUAUUUUGCAAGAAUACUUUUUUAAGCACUGGACGAUGAAUGGCAGCCGCGAAAUAACAGGGUUGAUUGGCACGACUUCUAACGGCGUCAUGUAUUUGUCCAUGCCCUUUCUAUUUGCCCUGUUUGCUAAAAGAUGGAUUCAUUACCGUCGUAUUGCUGCCAUCUUGGGGGCUCUACUUGCUUGUGCUAGUUUUGUCAUUUCCUCAUUCAGUACACAUGUUUGGCACUUGGUCGUGACUCAGGGCAUUCUGGCGGCAUUUGGGUGCGCUCUGAUUUACAGCCCGACGACAUUAUCUCUUGGUGAGUGGUUCGCUGUCCAGAAUCGUGUCUGUAACCGAGCGAUCGCAUACGGGAUUUGUUUAUCCAGCAAAAACAUUGUCGGUUCCGUUUGCCCAUUUAUAUUUCGAGGUCUUCUCGACCGAGUUGGCUUUCGCCUUACCAUGAUAGCAUGGGCCGGAAUAAUGAUUGGUACAGCGGCUCCCUGCAUCAGUCUUAUAAAAACACCACAUCAACCUCGUCCAGUUGCAGGCUCGGACUCAGAGCGCACAGUCCCUAUGCAAUUUCUCAGGCAUAGGACAUUCUGGAUCUAUAGCACAGCAACCAUGCUCCAAAGCGCGGGAUACGGCGUUCCCCAGACCUAUCUCACCGAAUAUGCUCGCAAUGUGUCUACGCUAUCGCCGACCUUUUCAACCCUUCUACUUACCCUCGUCAAUGUUCCUGGCAUCUGCUCUUCGACCUUUUUCGGCUUCCUCAGCGAUAACAAACGGAUUCGGCUAUCAGCCUCAACUGUAACAGCCAUUUCUGCCGUCAGCUCCGCUUUGUCUGCGUUUCUUUUCUGGGGCUUGGCUUCGCGUGGCAGCACGGCCUUACUCAUCAUGUUUGCUAUUACAUUUGGCUUUUUUGCAAGCGGAUACAGCGCGACAUGGGCUGGCGUUCUAAACGAUAUGGAACGUGACGCACAAAGAAGUGGAGAAUUGCUUGAUAGCGGGAUGCUGUACGGCUUAUUGAAUGGUGCACGGGGAAUUGGAUAUGUAAGUGGAGGCCUGGUAAGCGUACCAUUAAUGAAGGCUGGGAGUGAAAACUCGGUUGGAUCUUUGGGAUAUAGCACGGCAUACGGGCCCCUCAUUGUUUUCACGGGCCUCUCGUUGGCUUUGGGUGGUUGGGGUGUUGCUUUCAAAACGAGGUAGAGGCAGAUGAUCGUCUUGUAUGUCGAUUCAAGGUUAUUCGCUUUGUAAAGGCAGUUCGCAACCCGUUCUCCUCUCCAAAAUGAGUUCACGUAAUUGAUGCAUUCUCAAUACUUGAUGCCCUCCUACUUAGAAUGGAG
Molecule: messenger RNA, 1535 nt
Organism: Aaosphaeria arxii CBS 175.79
Lineage: Eukaryota; Fungi; Ascomycota; Dothideomycetes; Pleosporales
Product: MFS general substrate transporter
Exons: 1
Coding region: 202-1398 (398 amino acids)
Biological process (GO): transmembrane transport
Cellular component (GO): fungal-type vacuole membrane
Molecular function (GO): transmembrane transporter activity
Source: RefSeq, a predicted model, not a curated record